Messenger RNA from Scheffersomyces coipomensis, 2198 nucleotides. Its product is annotated as MFS transporter. Bases 387 to 1907 code for a protein of 506 amino acids. Gene Ontology annotation, cellular component: plasma membrane. The record is from RefSeq and is a predicted model, not a curated record. Gene Ontology annotation, biological process: transmembrane transport. The transcript has a single exon. Gene Ontology annotation, molecular function: transmembrane transporter activity. NCBI's taxonomy places the organism in Eukaryota, Fungi, Ascomycota, Pichiomycetes, Serinales, Debaryomycetaceae.
GCUAAGCUCAUAUUAAAAAAAAUAUGACAUGAAAUCAAAAAAAAAUAAAAAAAAAGAAAUUCACAAAAAUUUAAAAUUUUAAAGAAAAAUAUAAAAUCAGUACAAUCUGCCCGGUUUACUAACCAAAAGUCCGGUAUUUAAAAACGUCAUGAUAUGCCAAAAGUGUUAGUCAUAUAUACAACAACUGAUUAAGAUCUGGCGACUUUUCCCUUCAUCAUCUAGAGUGAUAGACGUUACAUUGAUAUACGAGUUAGAGAUCUAUAUAUAGCUCUGAUUCAGCCCUUUAAAUUAAGUUUUCAAUUUACGAAGUCAUUUUUCCGGUUAUUUUAUUUCAUGACAAUUAGUAAUCUCGUGCUAAGCACAUUUCAUAUACUUUCAAACAUAUAAUGGUAGAUAGUGAAGCUUCCAUACAUAACUAUGAUGAUGAUAUCAAGGUCCAAAAGGAUCUUGAACUUAAUGGUGUUGAAAGUCAAAGAGAAUUAGAACCUCCUUAUACAAUCUUUAAUCAACAUGAAAAAUAUCUUUUGAUAUUAAUUCUUUCUAUGGUAGGGUUUUGGAGUACAGUAUCAAGUCCAAUCUAUUUCCCCGCCUUGCCUACUUUAUCUAGAUAUUUCAAUACAACUCCUGCUAUUAUGAACCUUUCAGUGGUAGCUUAUUUAUUAUUUCAAGGAAUUGCCCCCACGCUAUCUUCAAAUCUUGCUGAUAGUUUCGGAAAAAGACCUUUAAUCAUUGCAUCAAUCCUCAUUUAUGUGGCAUCCUGUAUAGCUCUUUCUCAAACUAAUGUGUACUGGUUAUUAGCAGUGCUAAGAUGUAUUCAAGCUGCUGGUAUUGCACCAGUUAUUGCUAUUAGUUCAGGUGUGGCGGGUGAUGUUUGUACAGCUGUUGAUAGAGGUGGCUUUGUCGGUGUGGUAGCAGGAUUCCAAUUAGUUGGAAAUGGGUUAGGUGGUUUAAUUGGUGCCGUACUUAUCAGUCAAUUCAAUACAUGGAGAGCAAUCUUUAUAUUUUUGGCUAUAGGUGCUGGAGUAACAUUGUUGUUUUCAUUGGUUUGUUUACCUGAAACAGCAAGAAACUUGGUCGGAAAUGGAUCAGUUAUUCCUAAGAAUAUAAUUAAUAAAUCAGGAAUGAUUUAUCUUCCUCAUUUCAGAAAGAAGUUGAAUAAUGAAGUAAGUACUUUAGCUGAUAAGAAUCCAUUUGAUUUCUGGAGUCCAUUUAGAAUCUUCUUCAAAAUGGAAGUAUUCUUCACUUUAUUACCAGUUGGUAUGCAAUUUGCUGCCUGGACCAUGGCUUUGACUUCGAUUUCAACUGUCUUGGAACAAAAAGAUGGUUACAACUAUAGUGUGAUGAAAGUGGGGUUAAUUUAUUUACCUCAAGGUAUAGCCUGUUUCUUUGGUUCUGUGGUUACUGGAAGAGCGUUAAAUGCAUAUUAUAGAUACAGAAGAAAGGGAUAUGAAGAAAAAUACCAAAAUGAAUUUGAAAGACCACCAUUUAAUAUUGUCAGAACCAGAUUAGAUAUUUGCAUUCCUCCUGCUAUCAUGAUGAUAGUUGGAUUAGUUAUUUUUGGAUGGUGUUUGCAAUAUCAACAACACAUUGCAUCUAUUAUUAUUUCGACUUGUUUAAUUUCAUUUGCUUCUUCGGCAUUCAUUUCAGCUGCAACCACCAUGUUGGUAGAUUUAUAUCCUGGUAAGGGAAGUGCUUCAACUAGUUGUUUAAAUCUUAUGCGUUGUUGGUUGGCCGCUUUAGGUUCAGGAGUUUUGGAUAAAAUGAUUUCAGGUUUAGGUUUAGGAGGUUGCUAUACUCUUGUAGCAGGUCUUUGCUUGAUUGCUGAUUUGAGUUUAUUUUACGUUUUGCAUGGUAUUUCAAAGAAGUUAAAGAAAUCUGUUCCAAAUUCCCCAGUUGCCACAGAUUAGAGAAAUUCCCCCCAACUUCUUUACUUUUUUAUUUGCAUUUUAUUAGGGAUAUUUUUUGUAUAAUUUUCAUCAUGCUUUUUACAUUUACGGGUUAUUUAAAAGAUGGUUGUGUUUCAUCAAUUACGCUUUAUUGUUGCUACCAUUUUCAUAUUUUUAUUUUUGUUUACGAUUACGAUUACAUUAAUCAGCAUUUUUAUAGAGAAAGAGCUUAUAGAUACAUAUACAAUGGCAUUUAAUUACAUAAUUACUAUUAUUUCAUCAACAGCUUGUAGCUAACCCGAACUAUUACUC